CGCGCCAGGACCGCCGCCUGCCAACGGGGCCCAGGCCGCGGGCCGCGCACGGAGCCGCUCGGAGGGCGUCCGGAGGAGGAGGAGGAGGAGGAGGAGCAGCAGCAGCAGCAGCGGCGGCGGCGGCGGCGGGAGCCAGAGGAGGAGAAGGAGCAGGUGACCGGAGACGGCUGUCCCGGGACGGAGGCCCCGGCAGCUGCGGCCCGGCAGGGGGGACCAUGUCGUGGAUCCGGGAAGGCGAGCUGUCCCUCAUCGAGCGGCUCUGCGCCAACAUCAUAAAGGCGGGCCCGAUGCCCAAGCACAUCGCCUUCAUCAUGGACGGGAACCGCCGCUACGCCCAGAAGUGUCAAGUGGAGAGGCAGCAGGGCCACUCCCAAGGCUUCGACAAGCUGGCCGAGACGCUGCGCUGGUGCCUGAACCUGGGCGUCCACGAGGUGACGGUCUACGCCUUCAGCAUCGAGAACUUCAAACGCACCAAGGACGAGGUGGACGGACUGAUGGAUCUGGCCCGCCAGAAGUUCACCCGCCUGUUGGAGGAACAGGAGAAGCUGCGGAAGCACGGCGUGUGUAUCCGGGUCCUGGGCGACCUGCACCUGCUGCCUCGGGACCUGCGGGAGCUCAUCGCCAGAGCCGUGCGGGCCACUCGCAGCUACAGCAAGUGCUUCCUAAACGUGUGCUUCGCCUACACGUCCCGCCACGAGAUCAGCAACGCCGUGCGUGAGAUGGCCUGGGGGGUCGAGCAGGGCCUCCUGAAGCCCAGUGACGUGUCGGAAGGACUCCUCGACCGCUGUCUUUACACAAACCACUCCCCCGACCCAGACAUCCUGAUCCGCACCUCUGGAGAAGUGCGGCUCAGCGACUUCCUGCUCUGGCAGACCUCCCACUCGUGCCUGGUGUUCCAGCCCAUGCUCUGGCCUGAAUACACUUUCUGGAACCUGUGCGAGGCUCUGCUGCAGUUCCAGGUGAACCACGGGGUGCUGCAGAGGGCCCGGGACACCUACGCGGAUGAGAGGAAGAGGCAGCAGCUGGAGAGCGACCAGGCGGCCGUGACGGAACAGCUGCUCCGGGAGGGGGCCGCCGCCCCCGGGGACCCCCGGCGGCGGCGGGCCCUGUUGAGCCGGCUCACGGCCGCCCGGGAGGAGCGGGUCCAGGCUUUCCUGCAGGCCCUGGAGCUCAAGAGGGAGGACCUGCUGGCCAGCCUGGGCGCCGCCUCGGCCUGAGCGGGCUCGCCGCUGGGGUCCCCGGCGCGGCCGCCAACCGGCGGAGGCCGAGGAGGAAACCGUCUCGGCUCGUCCGGGGAACGCGGACGUGGGACAGCCGGCCGGCCGCCUCUCCCGGCCUGUCCUUUUCCCCUCCCCGCUUCAGGGGAUCUUGUAAAGGGCCCAGGGGGACGUCUCGCCUUUCCAGCAGGGCCUCCCGACCCCCCCACCCCGGCCCUGGGGGGCGGGGGGGCUUUGAGUCUGGAGCAGCCCAAGGAGGGCAAGCCCCCCGUCACCCCCCACCGUCGUCCUCACCGCCUCGGCCUGCCCGACCUGCCGAGUGAUCACGAUCCAGUUAACCCACU
This is a messenger RNA of Ornithorhynchus anatinus (platypus), 1561 nucleotides long. It is a transcript of the gene DHDDS, whose product is annotated as dehydrodolichyl diphosphate synthase subunit. Gene Ontology annotation, molecular function: ditrans,polycis-polyprenyl diphosphate synthase [(2E,6E)-farnesyl diphosphate specific] activity. The record is from RefSeq and is a predicted model, not a curated record. Gene Ontology annotation, cellular component: endoplasmic reticulum; dehydrodolichyl diphosphate synthase complex. Lineage: Eukaryota; Metazoa; Chordata; Mammalia; Monotremata; Ornithorhynchidae. The coding region runs from base 216 to 1217 and encodes 333 amino acids. The transcript has 9 exons. Gene Ontology annotation, biological process: polyprenol biosynthetic process.